UCCAGUCCCCUGCACGGCACUAUGAUGUGUGACCGCGGCUCCUAUUUCCGCUAUCCCGAGAUCUGCAACUUCGCCUGCGACCGAGGCUAUGAGCUGACUCUCGCAGACAGCCGUGAGAUACACUGUCAAACUGAUGCAACAUGGUCAGGAAACAAUGCUGAAUGCAUCGCUGUGAAAUGCCCUGACCUGUCCAGCCCGAUGAACGGAAGAAUGGCAUGCAAUAGCGGCUCCUAUUUUCGCUAUCCAGAGGUCUGCAACUUCGCCUGUAACCCAGGCUAUAAGCUGACUCCCACAAGCAGCAGCGCGAGGCAAUGUCAGGCUGACGCAACCUGGUCUGGCAACAACGCGGAGUGCAUCGGUGUGCAGUGUCCUGCUCUGUUCAGACCCACCAAUGGAAGAAUGUCCUGUAACCAUGGAUACUCCUUCCGCCAUCCCGAGACCUGCACCUUCACCUGUAACCAUGGUUACCACCUGUCUUCCGGCAGCUCCAGUCGCACCUGCCGGGCUGAUCGCACGUGGUCUGGCAGCGCUGCCAGAUGCACGGGUGAUCGUGUUUUAACCCAGGGCUGGGGUACGGGUAUCGAGACCUUUGGUCCGGGUAGUUUUUAGCCCGGGUACAAUCCGGGUUCGCUCUUAUGCUCGCUUCUGCUACCCGUCUGGAGA
This is a messenger RNA of Branchiostoma floridae (Florida lancelet), 663 nucleotides long. Its product is annotated as P-selectin-like. The record is from RefSeq and is a predicted model, not a curated record. Bases 22 to 609 code for a protein of 195 amino acids. The transcript is spliced from 3 exons. NCBI's taxonomy places the organism in Eukaryota, Metazoa, Chordata, Leptocardii, Amphioxiformes, Branchiostomatidae.